This is a messenger RNA of Oldenlandia corymbosa var. corymbosa, 1191 nucleotides long. NCBI's taxonomy places the organism in Eukaryota, Viridiplantae, Streptophyta, Magnoliopsida, Gentianales, Rubiaceae. The record is from the annotation of a GenBank genome assembly.
AUGAAGUUGGCCGAAAUAGAGUCAGAACUCCAAAAGCAAAGAGAAGCAAGGACAAUGUACAAGACCAAACUGGAAACAAUGCAAGAUUACCUGAAGAAGUGUCUUCAAGUAGCACAAAGACAUGGAUUCUUGGACAUCAUAACUGGCAAUAACAACAACAAAGACACAACACAGCAACCGGAAAUAAUUCAAUCGCUUCUUCCGCCACCAAAUUCUGCUUACCCAUUUAGCACUACUCACUCCAUUCCUGAGGAAUGUUCCACUAUUGAAUCAUACCCUUAUUCAAGUCUUGAAGCCCUUAUUCAUCAAGCGAAGAUCUUUGGAUGGUACAUUGAUCCCCAUGAGAUUGAAUUGCAAGAAAUUGCAGCUAAAGGAACAACAGCAGAUGUUUACAGAGGAAGGUGGAGAGGAUUUGAUGUAGCUGUGAAAUGCAUAUUCAGACACUUAUUUGAAUCAAAUGAACACAUGAUUGGUUUCUUUACCCAAGAAGUUGAACUCCUCUCUAGACAACGUCAUCCUUUUGUGUUGCAACUCAUGGGGGCUUGCUUAGAACCUCCAAAUCAUGGAUGGAUUGUGACUGAAUUCUUAAGCACAACACUCAAAACUUGGCUUCACGGGCCAGAGAAUAGGCGAAAAGAGAGGUUACAUCCUCUUCCUCCAAUCCAACAGAGGUUAGAAAAGGCGUUAGAGAUCGCUCAAGCGAUGCAGUACCUCCAUGAACAGAGACCGGCUAAGGUCAUUCAUCGUGAUUUGAAGCCUAGUAACAUUUUCUUGGACCGCGACAUGCAUAUAAGGGUUGCAGAUUUUGGCCACGCUCGAUUUUUGUUUGAUGAUGAAAAAGCACUAACAGGAGAAACAGGUACUUUCGUGUAUAUGGCACCAGAGGUAAUUCGAUGUGGACCUUAUGACGAGAAGAGUGACGUAUAUAGUUUUGGUGUCAUACUCAAUGAGUUAAUAACUGGUGAACAUCCUUACAUUGAAACUGAUUACGGUCCAUCCAAGAUAGCCAUUGAAGUGGCUACAAAUGGGCUAAGACCAGCAAUUUUAAGACAUGAAGAGCAGGACAACCUGAAAGAUGUGAUAGAACUUGUACAACAUUCAUGGGAUGAAGAUGCUGAAAUGAGACCAUCUUUUGCUACAAUUACUUGCAUCCUUAGAGAUGUUUUAGAUAGAUUAAGGAACACUCCAUAG